This is a messenger RNA of Phycodurus eques (leafy seadragon), 3059 nucleotides long. RefSeq names its product Wnt-activated inhibitory factor 2 (gene tpbgl). The transcript has a single exon. Bases 1 to 1035 code for a protein of 344 amino acids. The record is from RefSeq and is a predicted model, not a curated record. Gene Ontology annotation, molecular function: protein binding. Gene Ontology annotation, cellular component: plasma membrane. NCBI's taxonomy places the organism in Eukaryota, Metazoa, Chordata, Actinopteri, Syngnathiformes, Syngnathidae. Gene Ontology annotation, biological process: negative regulation of canonical Wnt signaling pathway.
AUGCGGACGCGCGCCUGCGUGCGGCGGCGGUGGUGGUGGUGGUGGUGCGGCUGGGCAGCCUUCGUGGCGUGCGCGGAAGACGCGUGCCCGCCGGCGUGCGCGUGCACCCGGGACUCCGGCACGGUGAGCUGCGGCCGCGACAGCGCAGCGUCGGGUGCGCCGGCGCGCGUCCCGGCGUGGACGUCCACGCUGAUCCUGCACGGCAGGAACGUGACGACGCUGCGGCGCGGUGCGUUCACGGCCAACGGCAGCGCGUUGGACGCGGCGGGCACGCUGUCUCUCUCCGCCAACAUGAUCAGCGCGGUCCAGUCGGACGCCUUCGCGGGAUUCCCGCACCUGCGCGUGCUCGACCUGAGCCACAACCGCGUGGAGCGCAUGUCCGACGGUGCGUUCAAGGGCCUGUGGGAACUCCGCACUCUAUGUCUCAACGAGUCCAUCGUGCCCGAGGCGGCCUCGCAGCUCUCGGCCGCGCUCGCCGCCGGCGACCUGCGCAGCCUCCACCGGCUGGAGCUGGCGGGGAACCGGCUCAGGAGCGUCCCCCUGACCGGGCUGGACGCGUUCAGGCACCUGCACCAGCUGGUUCUGGUCAACAACUCCAUCCAGAGUCUGGGCCGGGAGAACACGAGCAGCCUGGAGCAACACAGGCGCGUCCGGGUCUACCUGGCGCAGAACCCGUUCCGCUGCACGUGCGAGCUAGAGGUGUUCUACUGGUGGCUGAAGAACGGCUCGCAGUGCGCCGACGCCUCGCUGCUGCGCUGCGCCGAACCCGAGGCCCGGCGCGGGGUCCCGGUGGAGCGGCUGCGCGCCGAAGACGUGGACUGUCUGAACGAGAACCUGGAGGCGGUCUCCUACGUGUUCCUGGGCAUUGUGCUGGCCCUGAUCGGACUGGUGUUCCUCAUGGUACUGUACCUGAACCGGGGCGGUAUCAAGCGCUGGGUCACAAACAUCCGCGAGGCCUGCCGGGACCAGAUGGAGAUCUACCACUACCGCUACGAGCAGGACUCGGACCCGCGGCUCGCCAAUGUGGCCGUCUGACUGCCAAAACCGCAAAAACCUUCUCGCACAGCCAAAGACUGAAGACUGACAGUCUUCACUAAUACUUUAUACUACUGUACUAUCAUUUCUGGCCAUGAAAUGCGUAUACUGUAACAUGCAAACAAAAUACUAAAUUGGGGUCACAAAAUGACAAUAAUGUGUGCAUGAAAUGCUAAUUGUGACCAUAAAAUAGGUACAACAUGCUAACAAUACAAAUUAUCUCCACAAAAGACUAAAUUGUGGCAACAAAAUACUAAUUUAAACCCACAAAAUACAGUGCAGCUAAUGUUCGGAUUUAGUGCAAUGCAGAUUGUUUCCCCCCCCCCCCAUACUCAUAUCACACAUAUGCUGCCAUAUAAUGAAAUUGAGUAGAUGUUGUGAUUUUUAACGGUAAAAUAAACGCUUCCUAGCCUAAACAAAACUGUAAAAAAAAAGAAUAGAAAUACUUAAAACAUAAGGAAUAAAAUGUACAUAGUGUACUACUGUAUGUUAAAGAGAUUAAAAGGUAAGAAUACAAAAAGUGUUUACAAGAGGAUGGUAUGGGUUAGGAGUGGGCAAGAUUAAUUUAUCUGGGGAGGUUCAUAAUGGCUAUAAAAUUUGUAUAAAGUUUUUUAAAAAUGUGGUCGCUACUUCCACAUUUCACCUAUUGCGGGGUGGUGUGGCACCUAGCCCCCGGGAUAAACGAGAUUACAGUACUAAAUCUUGGUCACAAUAUACCAGUUUGGGGCCACAAAAUGGGUUUAACGUCCGUUCGAAAUAAUUGUGGCCACAAAAUAUGAAGUUCUGGCUUCAAAUUUAUAUUUUGUGGCCACAAUAUACUCAUUUGUGGUCACACAAUUGGUACGGCGUGCGUAGGAAAUGCAAUUGUGGUCACAAAACUGUCAUUUAAGGCCACAAUAUAACAAAUAAUGGUGACAGACCAUUUUGAGGGCACAAAACAGGUAAAACGGGCGAAUGAAAUACACAUUUUUAGUUAUGAAACAGGCAUCACAUUGUGCACAAAAUUGUAAUUUGUGGCCACAAUAUAAAUUUUUGAGGGCAAAUAAAUAUUACAUGCUCACAGAAUACUUAUUUGUGGCCACAAAAUGGUGCCAAUAAUACGACAAAUUGAGGCCGCAAAAAUAUAGCCAUGAACAACUUGGAGGUCCGGGUCAGCAAAUGGAGCAUAACAAACGGCAAUGUUCAAAGAAGGUGCACUUGAUUUGCUGACCCAGCAGCAGUCGAGGAAUGAUGAUGAUAUGCGCACGGAAUACGAUUUAUUACUCGCGACGCUGCCUAAUGGCAGAUUUUUUUUAUUUUAUUUUGCAACCUAUCCUCCAUUAUUUGCUCAAAACUAAUUUGCCUAUUCACUGACUUUGGGUUCAGGCCGAAGAAUUCUAAAGUAUUGCUUUGACGCAAUAUUGUGGCAUACUGGUGCCAAGGAACUAUGUUGAAGCGAGGGGAGGAGCUUCAUUCCGGUUGCUUGCGGGAGGGCUCUGUCCUGGGUUGCACUGUUCCUAAUUCAUUGGCACGAAUUAGUGUUUUGUGGCCACAAAUUAGCAUUUUGUGUGCACGUUAAUAAAUCUGUCUAAUGUAGCUGCAAUUAAGCCCCUCCCACUCCUCCCGUGACGUGUAUUCAUAAUAAUAAUAACCUUGCUUUGUCAGGCUUUGUCUGUAGCACAGAAGCUGAGAUGUAGGUGGCAAAUAUAUUUAAGAUCAAAAGCCAACAAAUCCAUCACGUUUGUACAGCCUGCCUUACAACAUCAACAAUUAUGAACAUGGCAAUAGUUAUGCUUUCAAGAGAGAAACAAUUAGCAUGUGACAAAAAAAGAAAACAAGACAAGUGGACUUUUACUCCCGCAUGCUCGUUUGUAAAUAUGCUUUGUAAAUAUGCCAUUAAAGUGAUGUUCGAGUCAAAAAUCGACCUUAACGAGAUGAUCGAGUACAAGAUUUUGCAGUGUCCACAUCACGGGCGUUUUCACAUUCAAAUUCAAUGGGAACUCAGUGUUAGCAUUAGCCGCUUAGCAUAACCCCUUUUUACUGGU